UUUACAUGCAAAGAAUGGAAUGUAUAUAUGCAUCGGCUUAUAAGGAAAAAAGAUUUGAUUUCAUUUUAUAAUUUUUUUUUUCAUACUUUCUUGCAGUUUAUGAAGGAAGAUGGAUGAUUUUGCUACACGGCAAGCGAGUCUCAAGAGUGUUUUAACAUGCGGAAUUUGCAAAAAGCUAUGCAAAAAAGUUACCAUUAUUGAAGAAUGUUGUCACAGAUUUUGCAAGAAGUGCAUAACCAGGAAGAUAUCAGAAGAGAAAUUGCAUGUUUGUCCAGUUUGCAACCUGGAUCUAGGUGUUGCCCCAUUGCAGAAAAUUAGGCCUGAUCACCAAGUCCAAGAGAUCAGAGACAUAUUCUCAACUAAAAGAAGAGAAUACAUUGAGCGUGGACUAAUCCAAGAUAACUCGAAAAAAGGCGAAACCAGAAAGUUAGCUCAUGAGGAUGGUGAUAAUAAUAAGAGUGCCAACAUUCUCAUUGAUAAUCCAUUGCCUUCUGCUGCUGCUACAAGUUCAAGGAGAAAGGAGAAAUCAAUUGCUUCCUUAGUAAAUACUACACCUGUUGAUGAUCAAGUUCCGGUUCAGCAGAACAUUUCGGGUACUGGAAGAAGAAGAAGAGGAGGCAAAUCGCGAAAUGCUAAUAAUAAUGCUCCGCAAUUUCAAGAUUCAUCCAAAUUUAACAAUGUUGAGGUUAAUACUCAGAUAAAGGAAGAUCAUCAGCCAGGAAGUUCAUGCAUUCCUCUUCUUUCUGGCAAAGCAACUACUAAAAAUACACAACAGGUUGAGAGUGCUGCUUGUGCUACUGAGUCCUCAAAGAAUGAUACUAUCUCAAAGAAGAACAAAAGUACUGAACCAUUGGAUGGUAUGAAUGACCUAUGGGAACCAUUGAACACAUUGGUAACUAAUAAAGGUCUCACUUUAGCCAAUUCCAACAAAUCCAAAUCCUCAGAGCCUGUUGCAAACUUCACUCCACUAAUCAAUUUUAAUGACAAAGACGAAGAGAAGGAUGAAGAUGAUGAUGGAGACGAGGAGUAUGUGCCUUGUCCAAAAACAAGGGAACACAAAGUUAGCAAACAGAACAUUGUUCAUCAAAAAGAGGAAAAGAAAUCAAAUGUUGUUCCAGUUGCAGAAGUACCUGCACCAUCAAGUAGCAAUAAUAACAAUAACAAUAAUGACAAAGGAAAAGGGAAAAAGGGACGACGUGGCAGAAAGAAAAAAGAAACAAAUAGUAUUCCUGUUGCUGGUGGUGGUGGAUCAUCAAAUAAUGUGCAACAAGUACGAGUUACUCAUGAGGCUGCAGCCACAAGCAGUGGUGCUAGACUGAAUGCAAGAGUCCAUCCCAUUUGGCUCACUUUGGUUGCAUCUGAUAAGCAAGAAUGUCCGUCACCCUUACCACAGAUUUCUUCCCGCUACAUAAAGAUCAUGGAUGUGAAUAUGCCUGUUUCCUACAUAAAGAAGUAUCUUGCACUAAAACUGACUCUCCAGAGAGAAGACGAGGUGGAGGUUCGCAUGUUGGGCAUACCAUUGCGUCCCGAGCAGCAACUGCAUCAACUAAAAGAUAUGUGGUUACGUGCAGCACCUAACUCUGAAAUUAGAAAGGCAAAAGUUGGAGGUUCUGCUAAAGAUUUUGUGAUGGUUUUUACAUAUGCUUGCAAAUUAUAAACCUCAGCCUCAUUGACCAUUAUUAAUAUCAGUGUAUUAAAAAUGUACUAUUUCAGUUUCUCCUUUGCUUAAAUAUUCAUUUGAUGGGAUAUUUGCAAGAAGAAAACUUCUUGUUGCAUGUUCUUGUUACCGUUAUAUGCUUUUUGUAAACUCGGAUGCUUUUGGUUGCUUGUUUUGCACCCCCUAUCUGUUGUUUAUUAAGAAUUCUGUGUUUUUGUUUAAUA
Messenger RNA from Lycium ferocissimum, 1881 nucleotides. Its product is annotated as E3 ubiquitin protein ligase DRIP2-like. The coding region runs from base 110 to 1657 and encodes 515 amino acids. NCBI's taxonomy places the organism in Eukaryota, Viridiplantae, Streptophyta, Magnoliopsida, Solanales, Solanaceae. The transcript has 7 exons. Gene Ontology annotation, molecular function: ubiquitin-protein transferase activity. The record is from RefSeq and is a predicted model, not a curated record.